AUGGAGCCAGAUGACUGUGCACGGGAGUGCGGCAGAGCGCCGUUGGCGGCGAACGCGGCAAUGACGAUGACGGCAUGCCCGUCGGGGGCGUGCGAGAAUGCUGCGCGAAGCGUGGCGGCGCGCACGUACCCAACCACACCUGCAAAAGAGAAGACGAGUGGCCACAAGCAGUGCGAGGCCCAGCAGGGCCAACGGAGUACGCUGGGCGACGGCGGAGCGAGGGAAGCCGCGUACUUGGCUGAGGGAUGGAUGCCCGUUGUGGAAGCAACCACACGGAAGGGACUGCGGCGGAUAACACCGCACGCUCCCCAUUUUGCCCCGUGCAGCGGCAACGUCAGUUGUGCCCAACGCCGGCUGCACACGGCAGCACCAGCCGCCGUCAGCGUGGAUAGGUGUCCGAUUGCGACGGCGCUCGAGGAGCAGCCACCCUACCGAAUACCGUGGGAGAGGUUCAAAUUGAAGUCACAACGGUACAAACCGCUUGUCUCGUUGAGGGCAAGCACCGCGGCACCGUCGAGGCGUGAAGGCCACGGGGUUCACGUGUCUCAGUCAUGUCGAAGCACUCUCACCACGCAAAGCGUUGAUAUCGAUGCGGCAGGCCUCCGAGGCUGCGUUGAGACGUUGCCUGACCCUCAGCCAGUGGAGGAGGUGCCGCAGGGGUCUGAGCCGGGUGAGUGCGCACCGGCAGCAUCAACGGAAGGGGCACGCCUGCCGCAGCUCGUGGCCUCGGAGGAGUCUGCGCCUCGCGCCACGGAGGCCGUGAGGUCCGAGCAAUCAGCAUCUAGGGAGGUCGCAAAUGUUCCGGCUGCUGAGAAGAGUGCUGGGGUUGCUGUUGCGUUCGCUGACGCUGGGCUACCAGCCGCUGCCGUUAACGCUCUGCCUCUCUCGACUGCCGAUCAUUGUCCCACCCACGUUGUGUAUGUGGUGGCGGCGCGGGCGCUGUUGCAGGAGCAGCACUACCUGGAAAAGGUGAAAGGAGUCCUCGAGGAAUGUCUUGGGGCGCUGCACGAUCUCCCACCUGAGGCGGCAGAAGUGGAGAUCUCAGCGUUGCCAGGGAGUGAGAAGGAGGGGGCUGUGGCGCUGCGUCAGCUAAAGCCGGUCUGGCACACCAGGCCGGAGCGGCCGCACUUGUCUGGACGUCAGGGGGUGAAGGACGAGAGGAGGGUGCUGUACACUGCGCUUGGAGACGCCGUUGUGCGAUGUGCAUGGAGCGGGAGCGUGUGA
This is a messenger RNA of Trypanosoma rangeli, 1224 nucleotides long. RefSeq lists its product as uncharacterized. Bases 1 to 1224 code for a protein of 407 amino acids. Lineage: Eukaryota; Euglenozoa; Kinetoplastea; Trypanosomatida; Trypanosomatidae. The record is from RefSeq and is a predicted model, not a curated record. The transcript has a single exon.